Messenger RNA from Mycena indigotica, 540 nucleotides. RefSeq lists its product as uncharacterized. The transcript is spliced from 2 exons. The record is from RefSeq and is a predicted model, not a curated record. NCBI's taxonomy places the organism in Eukaryota, Fungi, Basidiomycota, Agaricomycetes, Agaricales, Mycenaceae. The coding region runs from base 1 to 540 and encodes 179 amino acids.
AUGACCGAAUACGACUACUCUCCAGAGGGGCAACGACGUUACCAGGCCACGCAGCGACGGAUAGCUAACUGGGUCAACCAGACAGCAAGCACUCCAUCGCUGAAGUCGCCGUUCACCCCGCGUUCUGUUGUCUCCUCCUCUGGUCGUACGCAAUCACAUCCACUGGCACCAGCAACAAAGGUCCAUUCGUCAAGUGGGACAGCAUCUCACCGCAAGGACAAUGCCAGUGUUACUACACCACCACCACCACCACCACCACCACCUACGGUCUAUCCCUCCGACUCGAUUUCGCAAGUCAGCUCUCGUCGCUCGUCUCACAGCUCGCGUUCCUCGCGAAGUCAUAAGUCAGCUGGUCGUUCUCGCCACACUAGCAGCAAAACCCACUAUUCCAAACCCUACAUCGCAACAGAACAGAAUGUACGGCCCUCGGCGGAUGGCCGGAGUUACAUCAUUUCGCCUCCCCCUUCCCCGCCGGGUCGCUCGCACGGCAUGAUUAUCUUCCCCCAGGCUGGGCGAGCGCCUCAUGUUGUGUUUUAUUAA